UGCAAUUCUUCACUUUGCAGUUUACAGUGAUUCCUUGGCUUUCAUGGACGAAGUUAUGACAAUGGCUGAUGUCAGAGCAAGCACGCGCUCAACGUCGUCGUUUUACCUUCCGUCCAACACUCCUCUUCUCUCAGCCUUCCUCGCCUUUGCUCUCGCCCAGUUUCUCAAGAUCUUCACAACCUGGUAUAAGGAAAGGAGAUGGGAUUCUAAAAGGAUGCUAGAUUCUGGGGGAAUGCCUUCAUCACAUUCUGCAACAGUGUCAGCUCUAGCGGUGGCUAUAGGUCUUCAUGAAGGAACAGGGUCAUCUGCUUUUGCUAUUGCUGUCGUCUUGUCAUGUAUUGUAAUGUAUGAUGCCUCAGGAAUUAGACUUCAUGCAGGGCGGCAGGCAGAAUUGCUGAAUCAAAUUGUGUGUGAGCUACCUCCAGAACAUCCUUUGUCCAAUAUCAGACCUCUACGAGAUUCACUUGGUCAUACUCCACUUCAGGUUGUUGCUGGUGGCUUAUUAGGAUGCGCUAUAGCGUUGUUGAUGAGGAACCCCAUUUAGGAUACCAUGCGAUGUGGCUCUUACUUAUUCUUUUACCUUGUCACAAAUGUCACUGCAUGACCAAAAUGGUAUCGUCAUGGCAACGGCAUAAAAACAUGCUGUUGUUGCAAUCUUGUAAAGAGUAAAGUGGUUUGAGGGUUCAGCUUGGCGCUGGUUGAUUCUUUGUCCUGAUUUUUGGACAUUCCAACUUCUAUUGUACACAUUCAUUGAUAUGUCUGUUAAGUGUUUGCUAUAGCUUAAUUGAUUAUUGAACAUAAUGUAAUAUAGCUAUGGUCUGUCCAUUUUCUAAUUGAAAGGUGUCUUGGAGUUUUUUUUUUAAUAUGUUGAAGUCUUUGUAAUAUCUGAAAGCUGGUUGGUUAAGACAGUGAACGAAGUUCAGUGUUUCUUUCUCUGGUGAAGCUCAAA
Molecule: messenger RNA, 949 nt
Organism: Gastrolobium bilobum
Lineage: Eukaryota; Viridiplantae; Streptophyta; Magnoliopsida; Fabales; Fabaceae
Exons: 5
Coding region: 44-544 (166 amino acids)
Source: RefSeq, a predicted model, not a curated record